AUGCUGAGUAGGAACUCAGGGUAGAGCUAAUCAGCUGUGACUCUACCUAAGAUUCAUUAAUAGAAAUCUUAAUCUCACACAAACUUGGAUGAAAACAUUAUAGACUUAAAAUAAAACAUUCGCUUAAAGACAGACUUUGAUAUGUAUGAAUAGCAUAGAAUGGAAACUACAGAUUCACUUGGUCACCAAGGAUUUUUGUAUAAUGCAUAAAGCCCCAACUUCUUAAAUAUUAGCUAUCAACAUAGUUCAAUGAGUAAUAACAGAGUUUCUGAAAAAGAUUCUCCUCUCACUAAGAAAUUAUAUUCUUCAGCUUUUAAAAGUAAUGGAGCACGUUUUUCAUUAAAUUGUAGUGUUAAUAGCUCACCAAAAAUAUUUAUGAGGACAUUAAAGGGUUUUUAGGAUAAAUCAGUUUCUAAUAUGAGUGAGCGCUCUCAUUUUCAUUUUACUAGGUUGAAAGAUGGAACACAAGUAGAUAGGUAUGGAAGAACAAAGGAAUAAAUUGAGGAGGAAAGAUCAAGAGAAAAUGAUUUAAUUUAAUUAAAGAAACUGAACGAAAGUGAUGAUAUGCAAUUGGAAGAUAAAAAAUCCAAAGAAAUAGUUGGAGAAGAAGCUAUUGAUUAAUAUUAUGGACAUUACAAAAAUCUUUCUAAGAUAGUUUAGCAAAAUAACUUUUACUAGGUUUAGCCUUCAUUACAAACAGAUAUUUUAAGAGAAGUAGAAAAGAGAAAUGUAAUUCCAUCGAAACUAGGACUAAUCAAACAAUCUGGAGAUGAAGAUACUUUAAAAUUAAGUCACAUGCAAUACGGAGAUUAGUAUGCCAGUGUUUUAUCAUAAGGAUUAAAAAAAGUUGCUAAUAUUAAAAAAUUUCAUUUGUAGGAUAAUAGAAUAUCUGAAAAAAGUGCUGCAGAACUAGUAUCAAUUAUUUCUAAAAAUGCAAAAGAAGUCAAUUUAGCUAACAAUAAUAUUGGAAAAAUUGGCUGUGAAAAUCUAUCUCGCUCUCUUUAAGAGCCUAAGUGUCAACUUGAAGUUCUUAAUUUGGAAGACAAUAAAUUAGGUGAUUAUGCCAUUAUUAUUCUAUUAAAGGGAAUUAUGUAAAACAAAAGCUUAAAAAUUCUUAAUUUAUCUAAAAACUAUAUCACUGAUAAAGUAUGCAUAGACUUAAAAAAUAUUUUAGAAUAAAAUGAACUCUAUGAGCUUUAUUUACAUUGGAAUUUAAUUAAAGCUUAAGGAGGAUAAUUGAUAUUUGAAGGUAUGAAAACUAAUGAAUAUUUAAAGGUGUUUGAUAUUAGUUAUAAUACAUUGGGCAAAAGCACCAAUAAAAACUCAUGUGCUCCUUAAAUUUGUGAAUUUAUCACUAACAAUUAAGAAUUAAGACAUCUAGAUUUGAGCAAUAACUAUUUUAAUUAUUAAGACUCUGUUGAUAUAGCUGCAGCUCUUGAAAAAAAUAAGACAAUUUAUGGUUUCCAUUUUGCAGGAAAUGUAGGUUAUGUAGAUAGUAGAGGUUUUUUGAUAAUUGAAGAAGAAAGUGAGUAAGAUUUAACAGCUAUGCAUACAAGACUAAGGAUAGACAGCUGUAAAACUGUUGAAACUAAUAUAUUUAGAACCAGUCGUGAUAAAGAUUUAAAGGAUUGUUGCUGGAUAUGCGAAGGUUGGUAGGAAAUUAAGUUUUAAUGGAAAUCAGGUAUAUCUGGUGAUCUUGUAAAUGAUCCAUUGUUUAUUCAUUUUAAUUUUGAAGAUUUUAGGGGUAAUUUCUUCGGUAAAGGAGUUGCUGUUUAAGACGGUUUUUCUUAAAUUUUUACAUAUGAAAGAGUUAUUCCUCCUGGAGAAUUAGAAUAUUUCUUUUCUGGAGAAGAUAGCUCUGAAAUUGCUAAAGAUUAAGAAAAAAAAUUUAACUAUGAAGGGUCUGUCAUUCCUAAUGUAUUCAUUUAUCAAGGAUAGACUAUUGAUGUCCCUCUUAAAGAAUUGAAUUAUAUGAAUGUUCAUGCAAGCAAAAAGCCAUUUUUAAAAUAUGAGCCUUUAAUUAGUAUCUUACCAAGAACCAAGGAUCCCGUUUAUAUUCCUCCUAAAAAGAAGAAAUUCAAAUACAAAUGGACCUUCCCAAUCUCAUUAUUUGCUAAGUGGAGAAUGGAUGAUGAAGAACUCCUUAGAAAAUGCUUUGACUUUGAUUGGGAUUAUGGAAAAAUACCAAAAUUAAUUAAAAAUGAGGAUUAGCUCAAACAAGUCAAAGAAUUUUUCAGAUCUCAUUACAGAGAAAUUAAAGAUUGCUAUAAGAGCUACGCAACAAAAUAUCCUGUAGGUGAUAUUUGGGCAAUACAAAAUCCUGCGUUCUUAGAAUUUAUUGAAAAAAUUAAAAUUAUUGAUAAAAAUCUCAUCAAAGAUCCUGAUAUUAACUUGAAGUGGGUUGCUACAAUUUCAUCUAUCCCAUAAUAAGAUAAAACUAAUCCCAGAAAUCCCGUUUAAGCUAUAAGCAGAUAUUAAAUGAUGGAAGUUUUAGUUAGAAUAGCUGAAGAGAAGUAUAUUUUGAAAUAUAAAACUACAAGUAACUACUUUGAGGCAGUUAAGAUGUUUUGGGAUGAGCAUUUAGCUUAAGAAAUUAAUUCAUAAUAUAACUUGUAAACAUGGAGAAAUGAAAGAUAUUGGAAUGAAGAAUGCGAUACAUGUUUAAAAAAUUACAAAAGAAUUGUUGAGCAUAUCUAUAAAAAGUAUUCUAAAAUGAAAGUUAAGCCUGGUUAAGCUCCCUUUAUGUGUUUAGAAGAACUCUAGACUAUCUGCAAUAAGGCUGGUUUAACAGAAGAAGCUCACUUUGGACCAAAUGUAGCUUUGCAAGCGUUUAACUUUUCAGUUAUGACACAGGUAGAUGAACUUUAGCAAGAUAGAAUAUACUAAAUGUAUAUUGUUGAAUUUUACGAAGCACUUGCUAGAAUAGCAGAAGCUGCUUCCUUGGAACCUAUUUAAGGACUAUAUUUUGUUGAUGAAGAAUGGAACUUAGAAAAAAGAAAAUCUUAAAUUUUAGCUCAUAAACUAGAAGCCCUAAUUGUGCGUUUACUUAAUACACUUAGCGAUGCAUCAUUUAAAGAGAAAUAUCCUCCAAUCACAAAAUCAUUUUUUGUAAAAGAAGAAGAUUCUGAUGUAGAGUUAGUAAGUCCUUGA
This is a messenger RNA of Tetrahymena thermophila SB210, 3150 nucleotides long. RefSeq lists its product as hypothetical. The transcript is spliced from 9 exons. Gene Ontology annotation, molecular function: protein binding. NCBI's taxonomy places the organism in Eukaryota, Ciliophora, Oligohymenophorea, Hymenostomatida, Tetrahymenidae. The record is from RefSeq and is a predicted model, not a curated record.